CGUUUCUGCGUAUGAACUCGUCGCGAUGACCGAAUCACCUCCGAGUGUGUCAGGCACUGAUCUCCAGUCUUGGAUUCAUUUAUAUGUGCGAGGUACAUCCGUCGAGACGUCAGUGACGAGAGCUAAUACGAAGACUGCGAGUGAGCCCUCUUUUUUCCACAUCCCUUUUAGGGCAGAUUCGUCGCCAUGAUGAAACCAAGCGGUGGAAUUGUGAGAAAAUGCACAGAGUUUCUUUUGGUUUUUACUCUGGUGAUUUGCGGCAACGCUGAAAAUGAAAACGGAAACUGCAUUGCCGCGAACGGUCAGGAAGGCAGAUGUGUUCCUCUUAACGAAUGUCCUUUACUCCACUCCAUGUAUACGGAAAUUAUAAACGGCAAUGCCUCCAGUGACACCUCACAAGAAUUUGAAAGAUCAUUUUGCCUGGAUAGGUUACUUCUUUGUUGUCCAGCUUCGGAACCUCCUACGACACCUGUUACCAGAACAUAUUCAGCUCAGGCCGGUGAGUUUCUACUCCCUAAAGAAUGCGGCGUGAGAGCCCUUGGCGAUCGCAUUGUCAAUGGCCAAGACGCAAGCCUCUACUCCUGGCCUUGGAUUGUCCUCCUGAGGGGACGAGGAGACGGCAGAAGGUUUUGGUUCUGUGGAGGCUCUCUCAUCUCUGACCGAUAUGUGUUGACAGCGGCUCAUUGCUUCACUGAGAAACCAAACCUAAAAUUGGAAAUCGUAAGGAUCGGAGAACACGAUACUUACAGCGACAUCGACUGUGAAAAUCACGUGUGCGCCCCUCCUGUCCAGGACAUCACGGUCGAAGAUAUCAUACUCCAUCCCAGACACAAAGAAUCUUGCACGAUUUGCAACGACAUCGCGCUUCUGCGCCUGUCCAGGGCUGCCUCAAUGCACAGUCCUUUCGUGAACAGCAUCUGCCUCCCGCUUAGUUCAGAUGCUUCCCUACGUUUUUCGAACCAAAACCUAGAGGGCACCAGCGUCUGGGCCGCUGGAUGGGGCGUAACGCAUCCUGAUAAUACGUCUCCAGCCUCAGUGCUCCAGGAAGUGAAAAUUACAAUCCAGGACAAUGGUUUUUGUCGUGUCAUGAAGAGUGACAACCCCAACGGUUCCACAGCUUUUUGUGCAGGAGGUGACGGUAGUGAUACCUGCAAGGGUGACUCGGGCGGACCUAUUACUGUCACCUCUCCGGAUAGUCUAGUGUACCUCGUCGGUAUAACAAGCGCUGGUUCAAGUAAGUGCGGAUCUAGAAACACUUUGGGGAUUUACAUCAACGUCUACGAAUAUGUCCCCUGGAUCCUGAGCAACAUGAAGAUUUAAGGUGUCGAUGGAAAAUACGUGGUACUCGUUUCUACGCUCUUAAGCGGGCAAAACGUGUGAGGCACUAUUGUUCAUAGUUCUUUCCUCUCUCUCUUUCUCUCUCUCUCUCCUAGGGGAAGAGGACUCUUAAAUUGCCAAGGUAAUCCAUUUCAUUAUAACGUGUGUUAGAUGCACACAGUAAAAAGGGAAAAACUACAGCACUGCAAUAUUCAAUACAUCGCGAGGACAGUGAUUUAUUUCGGAAACUUACUCGCAAAUGCAUUUUUUUUUCAAACCUGUCAGUAAUCUGUUACCAGUAACUGCUGUUACCAUUAGCAUAAACAAAAUUUCUGUCGGUAGUUAUUUUCCAUGUGCAAAUUAACCUAAAAAGAUUUUCAACCAUCAUGGAAUAGGAUUCUAUUCAAUACUUUUAAUCAAUGAAAAUAGAUUAAGGAAUAUAUUCUAAAUCAGUCUCUGUAUCUGUCUUAGAGUAGUCAAAUAUUUUUUCAUAUAUUUUGAAAAACGUUUCCCAUCAGUCUUUUACUGUGUUUAGAGAGCAGUGUCUUUUUAAAAAACGAUCUUAAUCUCUUGUCGACCUGUGCUGUUAUCAAAUGCAGAAUAAAUGUUCUUAAAGCAACUCCUUGUUU
Molecule: messenger RNA, 1946 nt
Organism: Macrobrachium nipponense
Lineage: Eukaryota; Metazoa; Arthropoda; Malacostraca; Decapoda; Palaemonidae
Product: CLIP domain-containing serine protease B4-like
Exons: 10
Coding region: 187-1320 (377 amino acids)
Biological process (GO): proteolysis
Molecular function (GO): serine-type endopeptidase activity
Source: RefSeq, a predicted model, not a curated record